AUUUUUCUCGUCAACUUUGAUUAAAUCUAACCUUUAAAAAAACAUCGAGAGGAUAAAAUAAACCGCGCCAAUAAUCUUCGUUCGAACGUUUUCUGUGUACCGAAAGAAACGAUUACGCAACUCGUUCGAUAGUCUAUCCACAUGUGUCGCUUUCGUCGACUGUGCUUCGAAGAAAAUUGAUCGCAACAAAAAGGUUAGGCGUUAGGAAAAUUUCGAGAAAAAUGGCACUACGUUGCGGAAGAAUGAUUUUUACCCCUGCGCUGAGGAAUGCCGUGAAACAGUUGUUUUACGUCGAGCAUCUCAUCAGCAACCAUGUCUCCCACAAUUUACGGACAAGCUAUUAUUUUCCGUGUGUUACGUCACAACGGCUUUAUAGCGAAAAGCAAGUAUAUUCUAGAGAUAAGCCACAUUGUAAUGUAGGCACCAUCGGUCACGUCGAUCAUGGAAAAACAACGCUGACCGCAGCUAUCACCAAAGUACUUGCCGAGAAGAAUCUGGCAGCAGCAAAACAAUAUGCAGAUAUCGAUAAUGCCCCAGAGGAAAAGGCUCGUGGUAUUACUAUUAAUGCUGCUCACAUCGAAUACCAGACAGAAGCUCGCCAUUAUGGACACACAGAUUGUCCAGGACACGCGGAUUAUAUUAAAAACAUGAUCACAGGAUCAGCUCAGAUGGACGGUGCUAUUCUUGUUGUCGCAGCCACAGACGGUACUAUGCCUCAAACGAGAGAGCAUCUUGUUCUUGCUAAGCAAAUUGGCAUUGACCACAUUGUUGUUUACAUUAACAAGGUUGAUGCUGCAGACGAAGAAAUGGUAGAGUUGGUCGAGAUGGAAAUACGAGACUUGAUGUCUGAAAUGGGUUACGAUGGAGCCAAAGUACCUAUUAUUAAAGGCAGUGCGCUCUGCGCGUUGGAGGGUACCAAACCGGAGAUCGGUAGUGAUUCUAUAAUAAAGUUACUGGAGGCCGUAGAUCAGAGUAUUCCGACUCCGGUUAGAGAUUUGGAUAAGCCUUUCUUCAUGCCUGUGGAAGGCGUGUACUCGAUCGCUGGUAGAGGAACUGUAGUCACCGGUAGAUUAGAACGUGGAAAGUUGAAGAAGGGUACCGAAUGUGAAUUGAUCGGGUUCAAUAAGGUUAUCAAAACCACGGUAACAGGAAUAGAAAUGUUUCAUAAAAUAUUGGAGGAAGCACAAGCUGGGGAUCAGAUGGGUGCUUUACUCAGGGGUUUAAAACGAGAUGAUGUUAGAAGGGGUAUGGUGCUUUGUAAACCAGGCUCAAUGAAAGCCAAUGAUCACUUGGAGUGUCAAGUAUACAUGUUGACUGUUGCUGAAGGAGGUAGGAAAAAGCCAAUGAGUAACUAUAUGCAAGUACAAAUGUUUUGCAAAACGUGGGAUGUUGCUACCCAAGUUCACUUAACAAAUAAAAAUAUAAUUAUGCCUGGUGAAGACUUCACAGUUGUAUUAAAAUUAAUAAGACCAAUGGUUUGCGAGAAAGGAUCACGGUUUACCUUAAGAGACGGCAUGAAAACGUUGGCAACUGGAGUGGUUACGAAUAUCUUGAAACCUCUUACAGAAAAUGACAGGAACUUGCUUCUUGAAGGCAAAAAGAAACUUCUGCAAGCAGCACGGGCUUAAUUUUAUCCUUGUUCGUGCGCGUAAUCGUAUUUGUAUCUCAACUUGUAUUGUCGUCCAGUCUUGACGAACCUUAAAGACAUUCGCAUAUAUACAUCUGUUAGUAUUGUGUCGAGAAAUAAUUUUCUUUAUUUUAUAUGCGUACAGGCAUUUUCUAAAUUUAUUCCAGCUUUCCGUUUCCAGUUGCAACAAAUUACUUUUUUAACAUGUUGUUACUAUUAAAUGAUAUGUCAUUAUUACAAAUAUAAGUAUUCCACCACAAUUGGUUGUAUAUAACUCAAAGAUAUUCCUUACACGUUCAGACUAUUGUUUCAGUCUUCAACAUCGCUAUCAUUGAUACUGCGAUAACUAAAUAGAUAAAAAAGACUACAUUUUCUUUACUCUCGUAGUAUAAAGCAUCGAGUAUAUAGAAAUGUUUCGAAAAUGUAACUUUAAAAAACAGUUCAAUGAUGAUUUAUUUAAUUCAAUACAUCAACGGUACAAGCUGCUUUAAGCAGAAUUUUAAAACACUCAGUAAUUGGUGCUUCUUUGCUUCUCUGAUUUUUGUAGUUUCUCAGUGUUGACAGAAAUUUGAUGGCAUUUAUGUACACGGUUUUAUCGUGCAUUGUACAUUGUCAUUAGUAACGAAAUACAGGAAUUGGGGAAAGGAACAUACGCAGUGUUUUAUCCGUCUGCCAACGAAACUACCGUUUUGUAUAGAAAAGAAAAACACUGUUUAUAUAAUUUAAGUUGAACAAAUCAUACACUCACCUUCGCUUAUAAAAA
This is a messenger RNA of Megachile rotundata (alfalfa leafcutting bee), 2390 nucleotides long. Its product is annotated as elongation factor Tu, mitochondrial. Gene Ontology annotation, biological process: mitochondrial translational elongation. Gene Ontology annotation, molecular function: GTP binding; translation elongation factor activity; GTPase activity. Gene Ontology annotation, cellular component: mitochondrion. Lineage: Eukaryota; Metazoa; Arthropoda; Insecta; Hymenoptera; Megachilidae. The record is from RefSeq and is a predicted model, not a curated record.